Prosopis cineraria is the source of this 649-nucleotide messenger RNA. RefSeq names its product cytochrome c oxidase subunit 6a, mitochondrial-like. Bases 103 to 402 code for a protein of 99 amino acids. The transcript has 4 exons. Gene Ontology annotation, biological process: mitochondrial electron transport, cytochrome c to oxygen. Gene Ontology annotation, molecular function: enzyme regulator activity. Lineage: Eukaryota; Viridiplantae; Streptophyta; Magnoliopsida; Fabales; Fabaceae. Gene Ontology annotation, cellular component: mitochondrial inner membrane. The record is from RefSeq and is a predicted model, not a curated record.
AUCCGGUCAUCCGGCUUGGUGCAAUAUAAGGUUGCAGGCCGUUCGGGAAGACGCAGUCCAUGAACUUUGGCACACACUGAGAAACAGAACGAGUUUGAAGAAAUGGCGACGGCCGUCGUGCGAUCUAGUUUUCUACGAGCUGCGGUACGCGGAAGACCUCGUAGCUCGGCUCCUUCCCGUCGAAACUUCGCUUCAUCUAGUCAUCACGAUGAUGAAUAUGAGACAGCCAAGUGGGAGAAGAUUACCUAUCUAGGCAUAGCUACAUGCACUGUUUUAUCCAUUUAUAAUCUAUCAAAGGGUCACCCUCACCAUGAAGAACCCCCUUCAUACCCAUAUCUGCACAUCCGCAAUAAGGAAUUUCCAUGGGGUCCAGAUGGCCUUUUCGAGAAAAAGCAUCACUAGGAACAUCUGGUGGUUAAGUCGGAGGAGGUAUCGUGUGGCUGUUUGUUUUGCUUAUUUCUUACCCCAUGUCGAAGUUUGAUAAAACAUUUUCGUAUUAUUUCAUAAAUUGUGAUGUGGAAUUUGUAAUUGGCAAGGCAGUCUUAUUUUGUCAUGCUUCGUUCUCUUGAAUUUAAAAUAAUUGAAUACUUGGUUCUGCUUUAUCCAGUUUGGUGCAAGUACUAGCAUCAGAAAGAAUGUUAUUUCUGCA